Molecule: messenger RNA, 550 nt
Organism: Polyodon spathula (Mississippi paddlefish)
Lineage: Eukaryota; Metazoa; Chordata; Actinopteri; Acipenseriformes; Polyodontidae
Exons: 5
Coding region: 1-474 (157 amino acids)
Source: RefSeq, a predicted model, not a curated record
AUGUUUAUCACAGUGAAAUUUGGGGAAGACCAAAAGGAGAUAUUUAAUCCGAACUGUAGAAUCAUUAACUUCAUCCACUCAUUGAAAGAGAGAUGUAACUGUAUGGAAGAAGUUUGCAUCGACCUGCUGGAUGAAUCAGGAGUCCUGGUGAAUUUGAGCGAGCAUGAAAACUCGCCUGACUUCGCCAGCAGCUUCCUGAAGGAAAGGCACGGGUACAUCCUGCUCAAAGUCAUCAGAGGAGAUGGCAGUGAAGGGAACAAAUAUGAAUCUCUUUUACUGAACCUAGCAAGAUGCCACCCCGAUUUAGCAGAUGUCCUGCAGAAGCUGUCGAACCCCCAGAGAGACCGGGAGAGGAAGAACUGUGUCUCGAGGAAAGUCCGUCAGCACAAAGACCCUCCGUCCACCCACCCCCACACUAAGAAUAAAACCCCUUCCACCAGCAAGAAGAAUUCCAAUAUCAACCACAGAACCUAACAAGAGCCCUCCUCACAUGCACUGAGGAAAUAGACUGAAUCUCAGAAAUAACUGGUUAGAAUAAGGCAUUUGCAAA